Messenger RNA from Sphaeramia orbicularis (orbiculate cardinalfish), 5542 nucleotides. It is a transcript of the gene dennd6a, whose product is annotated as DENN/MADD domain containing 6A. Gene Ontology annotation, cellular component: recycling endosome. The record is from RefSeq and is a predicted model, not a curated record. NCBI's taxonomy places the organism in Eukaryota, Metazoa, Chordata, Actinopteri, Kurtiformes, Apogonidae. The transcript has 20 exons. The coding region runs from base 181 to 2004 and encodes 607 amino acids. Gene Ontology annotation, molecular function: guanyl-nucleotide exchange factor activity.
ACCGCCAAUCAAAACCAAAGAAGAUGAAAACUGUUAGCUUCGUGGCUACUUAACAGCUGCUGGUCUUAUGUUGUUAUUCCUAGACAGGACACCGGAAAGCGACCUUAAAUAACACUAAACUCCACUAGAAACCGGUAAACAGUCGUCGGAGCGUCUGAGUUUCCGUGUCGGGCCGUCUCCAUGGCUCUGCAAGGCCCAGAGGAGCUGGGGGAGCAGGUCGAGGAGCCGGAGGACCUGGACGACCAGGACGCUAGCAGCAUCUCCCCGGCCGAAGAGAUAACGCUGCCGGCCUGGCCCGGAGGCGACGAAGAGCCGGAGGAAGCUCUCUUGCUCCCGUGGGAUCGUUUCUCCACCUGGCUGCACUGCAUCUGUGUGGUGGGCUUCGACCUGGAGCUGGGGCAGGCGGUGGAGGUUAUAUAUCCUCACCACUCCAAACUAUCAGAGAAAGAGAAAACCAGCAUCUGCUACCUUUCAUUUCCUGACUCCAACUCAGGUUGCCUUGGGGACACCCAGUUCUGCUUCCGCUUUCGUCAGGGUUCCAACAGGAAGUCAUCACUUGGAUGUUUCCUGGAAACCACCGACCGGGAUGCUCCGCCUUGUCUGAAGAGGGAACAGGGUCAUUACUAUGGUUACGUGUACUUCCGUCAGGUGCGAGACAAAUCUCUGAAGAGAGGAUACUUCCAGAAGUCUCUGGUCCUCAUCAGUAAGCUGCCCUAUGUGACCUUCUACCACUCACUGUUGAAGAUUUUGGCUCCAGAGUACUUUGAGAAACAGGAGCCCUGUCUGGAGGCUGCUUGUAAUGACAUCGACCGUUGGCCCACGCCCCAACCAGGACGAAUCCUCACGCUGCCUAUUAUGGGUGUAGUAAUCAAGGUUCGAAUCCCAACCAGUUACGAUAAACCAGGAACCUCACAGCUGGUCCAGUCCACACAAAGUGACAGUCUGGUGUCCAUUGUGCUCCCAACCAUCCAUGAGGUUGAUCUGUUCAGGUGUUUCUAUCCAGUCUUCUUCCACAUCCAGAUGCUGUGGGAGCUAGUGUUGUUAGGGGAAGCCCUUGUUGUCAUGGCGCCAUCACCAGCAGAGUCAUCUGACACCGUUCUGGCUCUCGUCAGCUGUAUCUCUCCUUUGCGCUACUGCAGUGACUUCCGGCCAUAUUUCACCAUCCACGACAGUGAGUUUAAGGAGUAUACGACCAGAACACAGGCUCCGCCAUCUGUUAUUCUGGGAGUGACCAAUCCAUUCUUUGCAAAAACAUUGCAGCACUGGCCACAUAUCAUCCGCAUCGGAGACAUGAAGCAGACAGGAGAAAUGGCCAAGCAGAUGAAAGUCAAGAAACUGAAAAACCUCAAAACUCUGGACUCGAAACCAGGUGUGUACACUGCAUAUAAACCAUACCUGAACAAAGAUGAAGACAUCAUCAAACAGCUUCAGAAGGGUGUUCAACAGAAGAGACCAUCAGCAGCUCAAAAUGCAAUUCUCCGACGCUACUUCUUAGAACUAACUCAGAGCUUCAUCAUUCCUCUGGAGCGAUACUUAGCCAGUUUGAUGCCUCUGCAGAAGUCCAUCAGUCCAUGGAAAAGUCCUCCUCAGCUGCGGCCAUUCAUCCAGCAAGACUUCAUGAAGACAUUAGAGAAAGCUGGACCUCAGCUCACGUCCAGACUGAAGGGAGACUGGAUAGGAUUGUAUAGACAUUUUCUCAAGUCACCCAACUUUGAUGGCUGGUUCCGGAACAGGAGGAGAGAAAUGACACAAAAACUUGAGGCCCUGCACCUUGAGGCGCUCUGUGAGGAGGAUCUACAGCAGAGGAUCCAGAAGCACACAGAAGUGGAGGCAGUUGAUCUGGUUCUGAAGCUGAAGGAUAAACUGAGUCAGGCGGAGAAGGAGCAGAUGCCGGUUCGUCCUGGGACUUUGGCCAAACUACGAGCUCACAUUGAGGCUGUCAUCCUGGCUUUACCUGAGGACCUGCAGGGCAUCCUCCACAAACCCUCCACCCCUGACCUUUAGCCCCUCCCCCUGUGGCUGGUUUUAACAUUCAGGGGGACUAGGUUCGUGAGGGGGGCGGUGUACUGCCUCAGGAGUGCUGUGCUAUGACAUGGAGAACACAUCUAUUGGAGGAAACGAGCCAAUCAGAACUGAGGAAAAGAAGGAUGGAAAGGAUUAUCAGAAUCUUUGUGUUAAAGGAAAUAAGCAUUUGUUGUUGCUCUAGAGCCAAGAGCCAGAAAAGGAGCCCGGCUGAACUCUGACCCUAAGCAUUUUAAACUUUUUACUUGUUGAACCACUGCUGUCUGGCAGAACUGACUGAGAUUUUCAUUCAUUUUUAACAAGUGUGUUUUUUGUUUUUUUUUUUAAAAGUGCACUUCAUCACUGUCACACCCAGACUGAGUGGAGCAGUGCUUUAUUUUUAAAUCCAACUAAACAACAACAGCAUUAAACACCAGCGACCCCUGUCCUCAGGAGACCCCUCCCCCCAUGUACAUCACCUGUCUGUAGCCCAGGACAUCUGACAACAUCCAAAUGACAAAACACCUGAUGUAUGACACAAGUCAGUUUGAUCGUUUUUAUUUUUAGCUGUAGUGAUGAGAUGACAUACAACUGCUGCACACUGAAUAUACGGAAGAUUAUUUCUGCCAUAAAACGAAUGAGAAAUAGUAAUGGUAAAUUAAAAUCAUGAAAGACAGGCACAAAAUAAUUAACAUAUUUUUUGUCUUUUGUGGGAUAUUCCUUUUCAGCCUCCUCAAUUGAGAAGGUCUGAACUAUUUAAUUUCAAUUAAAUGUGUCCAAUUUAAAGAAUAUUUAGUUUCUAAUCCUUACACUACAGUAUCAUUUAAACAGAAACACUGAUUGGAUUUAAAGCAAUGCCAGUGCCUUACGAAGCAAAAAAAAACAAGCAGAACCAAAGAGUUGCUGUGUUUAUGAAAUCUGUCUUGGCUGAUGAUGAAUGACUCCAUUAUUGGUGAGAACAACCCAGCAAUAGGCCUGUAACGCAAGUGUCAAAUCAAUCUGACCUGAAGUAGCUUUGAUUUUAAAUGUAACAUACUGUAGGAUGAAUUCACUGCUUGUAUUUAUUAAAAUAAAAGGAGGCAAUAAAACCUGAUGGUAUUAAAGGCAGAGUUGUAUGACUGGGACACUGAAGCAUUGUUGUGAGUGUGACUUGUGAGUGCGACAAGCAACAUAGCUGAAUGAAAUAGACAGCUUUUUGAAAUCUUGAUAUUAAAAUUGAAUAUUAAAAAAACAAACCUCCAGCACCUGAAGGGUUAAUACUCAGGCCUUUAGCUUCUGUUCAGUCCUGCGUGCACAUCUGAAUAACUGUUCAUACCUAUUUCAGUUUUUAAUACCAGUUCAAGCUUUUUUUCUUUUUUUUUUAACAGAUACAAAAACAAAAAACAGAACAAACAAGUCAAAGGUUCACAAACAUCACAUUAUUUAAACAAACACAAUUUUUACACAUAAUGGUUUACUAAUUUGUCUCGCAGGUUAAAUAAACGCACGAUUUUUCCCAGUGUUCUUCCCCCAGUAAUUUCUGCAAUUGUGUUGUGUAGGUCAUCUGUUGUAGUAAAUCAAGAUGUUUUACAAUAUUGGUUAAGACAGUCAUCAAUGGACAUUGUCUCUUAAGCCAGUAUUUUGUAAUGGUCUUUGUACUCGCUUGCAAGACCUUGAGGAGGUAACCAUCAUUCUUACUAAGACCAUCAGGUCCAUGACCAAGAAACAGGAAAGUGGAUGACGUGCUGAUUUUAAAACUCUAAACCUUAGAGAUGAUUUUAGAUACUUCCUUCCAGUAAGUCUGGAUAGAGGAAAUACUAGUUCAAGUUUGAGAAGAGACAAACAUUUCAAAUGGACUAAAAUUACAAUAUUAACCACUAUGUGAUAUUUUGACCAAAUAGUGCAGCCACAAUGUGUGGCAUUAGACUAUGUCCCUAAAUCCAACUCUAGUGUGAUCAGAUUUGAUUUUCACACACUAUAUGUCUUCUCUCUAACCUCAGACACAGUGGCUGCUUCCUUUCAUGCUGACCUGAGUGUAUUUAUAAAGUCCCUUUGUGAACUGAAUUCUUUGUGCAUUUAAAGAUGUGGACACAGUUUUAAGAUGGAGUGUUUGCUGUUCAUUUUUUAAUACACUUACAAAUACAAAGAGUACUUUUUAAGACCAUUCUUUGUGUUUUGUUGUUUUUUUUAUGACAUAUAUGAUGAUUGAAUCAUCUGAUUGAUGGAUAGUUGUCCACAUGGAUCAGAUCAGUCAGAAUGGAUGUUAAUGCAGGUCUGAACAGGACUGUAGAUUUUUUGCCGAUUGAGUUCUUCCCUCCACAAGUAAAAAAAAAACUUUUGUAAAUUUAUUUGAGAUGCAUAACAUUAACAAUUGGGCCAUAUGCCACCAUUUAUCAUCUCGUAAUAACACAAUGGGCUGAAGAGCUAUAUAAUGAUGCUUUCAAGCCCAUUUAGAUCAACUGAGGCUACAGAGAGGCUCUGCUUUGAACAAAAGUCAACAUUCAAUUGUUAAAUUCAGUGACAGAUGUGUAUAUACCACACAAAACCUUGUGCUAGAUUAAAAUUUACAAGCAUUUCCAUACACUUCACAACCUUUAACAUAAUGGAAACAAUACAGUUUGAACAGGUACGUAUUUAUUCUGAGUUUUCUUGACUGUAAAUUACAUUAGGAAGGGUUCUGUUUUUUUUUUUUGUUUUGUUUUGUUUUUUUUACUAACUGUGAUUUGUUAACCGCUGCUGUGGUGAAUUUGACUGUACACACUCCACUGUCAGUAGAUGUUUUAGUUGGUGGGUGUCAUGAAAGCAAAGAUGCCCAGUUUCCAGUUUUGUUUUGUUUUUUUUGCUUUUUAAGUUUUGAUCUCAAAAUCAGGCACUAUUUAUUGUUUUUCUCAUGAUGGUGGGUUCAUCAAUCUACUUUUUUCUGAUAAAACAGCAGAUUUUUAAAAUGAGAGAUGUUCUCACAAGAACAACCUUUGUUUGCUCAACAUAAUUAUAGAGAAGCCAGAAUGAGUGUGAUUUUGGCUUUGUGAUUACGUUGAUCAAUAACAUGCACUUAAUCAGACAUUUUCAGGUCCAAUCAGCUCUCAAAACACCAUGUCUGCUUCCAUGACGUGCGAAAAACACUUGGAAGAAAUAAGAAAGCGGUGAAAAAUGAUCAGUUUAUCUCAAUAUAAUAUGCUUUGUAAUACUGAGAUAAUGAUAUAAUGAACCUAUUAUUAUUAUUAUAGCUGUCUUAUAUUGAAUAACUAGAUAAUAAACCUGCUAUUAUUUAUAAAAAAAAAAAAAAAAGAAAAGAAAAGCAACUCAUCUUCUCAAUACGGAAACAAUUAACCCUGUCACACUAAAACAAGUUUUGGACAAUAACAAAUACUUAACUCAUUAUUGCGUGAAAACAGACUUUGUAAACUCUAACUCGCAUCCGUUUUCUGCAUCUGUGUGUCGUCUAACUCAUCAUAACUUGUUUUACAAAUGCUCUGGAAUUUGCCUUUUUUGUGAAAUAUUGUAAAGACAAAUGGUUGGUAAAACCUGUGACAUCUGGUUGUUGGGCAACCUUUUAUUUGUA